This is a messenger RNA of Paramecium tetraurelia, 845 nucleotides long. RefSeq lists its product as uncharacterized. Gene Ontology annotation, cellular component: EMC complex; membrane. Lineage: Eukaryota; Ciliophora; Oligohymenophorea; Peniculida; Parameciidae. Gene Ontology annotation, biological process: protein folding in endoplasmic reticulum. The transcript is spliced from 4 exons. The record is from RefSeq and is a predicted model, not a curated record.
AUGAGUGAUAUAUUGAUUGAUGAUCGUAUUAGGGACUGGGUAUUCUUGCCAAUAAUAAUUGUGAUGUUUAUGAUUCAGAUGUUCAGAGGAUUGUUAACAAAAUAUAUGGACAAUAAAAAGACAUCGCAAAAAGUGACAUCAAAAGCUUAAGUUUCAGAGAUGAUUGAUAAAAAUAUAACUCAACAAUCUUAAAGACUAGCACGAUUAUAUGGAUUAUUGCCAGAUCAUUCUUUUAAGAUGAAGAGGGCUCAUUUAUGCGAUAAUAAGUCAGGCAUAUUAACAAAGGCAAGUGAAAAGCCAGCAAAGGAUCCAAUGCAAUCAAUGUCAAUGAUGAAUCCAGCUGCCAUGGCUGAUAUGCUAAAACAAAAUUUAAGUGGAAUUGUAUUCAUGGCACUUCAAUAUUAAUGGGUUUCUUAUUUUUUCUCUGGUUUUGUGAUUGGCAAAGUCCCAUUUCCCUUGACUUAGAAAUUCAGAACAAUGUUAUAGAGAGGAGUAGAUGUGCAAAAUUUAGAUGUUAGAUAUAUAAGUAGUAUCAGUAUUUACUUUGUGUUGUUGUUUGGAGGUCUUUAAAAGAUUCAGUAAUUGAUGUUUGGAGAUGAUACUGACGAGUUUGUUGAUGACACUCAAAUGUAGAUGUAGAUGUAAAUGAUGGGAAUGCCAACGAUGCCAUCUUUUGGAUAAUAGAAUGACCCAGGAAAAUUGUUUAUAGCUGAAAGAACUCGUUUGGAAGGAGUAAAACAUUCAUUUGAAUUGAAUAAAUCAUAGGAGAAGGCCAUAAAAUCCUUAAAGAGAUUUUUAAUUCAAUGAUGUACAAUAAAUGUUAUAUAUUAUUUUGAUAAACCAUU